AUGGCGCAGUCAGCGUCUCGUGCAUGGGACCUGGUGUGUGAGCGGGGGCCGCUGCCGGCACUGGCCCAGACCCUCUUCAUGGCGGGCGUCCUGCUGGGAGCCUUCAUUUUCGGGACCUUGUCGGACAGGGUGGGGCGCCGGUGGGUGCUGCUGUCCUCCCUGCUGAUAGUGGGGGCUGGAGGCACGGGGGCAGCGCUGGCCCCUGACUUCACCACCUACUGCGUGUGCCGAACCCUGAGCGGUAUCGGCUUGGCCGGAUUCCUGAUCAACUACAUCGGCCUCAGCCUGGAGUGGGUGCCGCGGGGGGCGCGCGCAGGCGUGGUGACCUGGCUCAGCUACUGCAGCACGGCCGGGCAGCUGGUCCUGGCUGGCCUCGCCUACAGCAUGCGGGACUGGCGCCACUUGCAGCUGGCCAUCUCUGUCCCCUUCCUGGCCUUCCUGCUCAGUGCCUGGUGGGUCCCUGAGUCCGCACGGUGGCUGCUGGUCCAGGGCCGGACCAAGGAGGCACUGAGGAACCUGCAGCGGGUUGCCCAUGUCAAUGGCAGAACCGCGGCAGGGGAGGGGCUGAGCCUGGAGGUGCUGGUGCAGGAGGGAAGCUACAGCUCCACGGGACGAAGCACUGGGUCCUGGCUGGGGCUAUUCCUGUCCCCGGCUCUGCGCCGCAUCUCCUGCUGCCUCAUGUGUGUCAGCUUCUCCACCAACCUGGCCUACUUUGGGUUGUCCAUGGACUUGGGGUCCUUUGGCCUUAACGUCUUCCUGGUGCAGCUCUGCUUCGGGGCCGUGGACUUGGGGGCCAAGGCGGCCUGUGCCCUGGCCCUGAGCCGCUGCGGCCGCCGGCCUGUCCAGGCCCUUUCCCUCAGCGUGGCUGGUGCCUGCUUGCUGGCCAGCACCCCCCUGCCUGCCGCCUCGUGUCCCUCCUGCAGGCAGACGGGCACAGGGCUCAUGACUGUGGUGGCCCGCCUCGGGGGUAUGGUGGCUCCACUGGUGCUGGUGGGUGGCCAGUACCACUCGGUCCUGCCACCUCUUGUCUUUGGGGUGACA
This is a messenger RNA of Alligator mississippiensis (American alligator), 1041 nucleotides long. Its product is annotated as solute carrier family 22 member 20. The transcript is spliced from 8 exons. Gene Ontology annotation, molecular function: transmembrane transporter activity. Gene Ontology annotation, biological process: transmembrane transport. The record is from RefSeq and is a predicted model, not a curated record. NCBI's taxonomy places the organism in Eukaryota, Metazoa, Chordata, Crocodylia, Alligatoridae. The annotation marks the transcript as partial. Gene Ontology annotation, cellular component: membrane.